CUCAUACCUCUCUAUUUAUAAAGUCUAUACUCUGCCACCCAUUGCCUCCGACACACAUAAUUUUAACACCAACACCACUCAUCAUGUCCCACCAUCCCGAUCCCACCGCAUUCCGCGUCCACGACACGCGCUUCCUCUCCCUCCUCGGCCCAACACCUACAUCGACCCUCCUCUUCGAAAACAAAACCUAUCCCUUCGCCCACGAAGCAGGGAUCUACCUCCCCAGCGCCAACCAACUAAUCGUCACCAGCAACCGGCUCCACUCAGACGAAGCCGAUCCCUCCCCGCGCCAAAAAGUCCUCAUCACGCGCGUAAACCUAUCCACACCUGUGUCAUGCGAAGAACUCCCCACCUCCAUCCCCAUGGCCAAUGGCGGCGUGAACGCGGCUAGCGGCGACGACUCCGUCCUGAUCUGCGGCCAGGGGUCGCUUAACGCCGACGCCGAUGCCGCGAGCGGGAUCUACAAGCUGUCGUUGACGCCGCCGUACAGGGCCCAGCUGCUAGUGGGUUCGUUCCACGACCGGCCGUUUAACUCGGUCAAUGAUGUUGUCGUGCAUAGUGAUGGGUCGGUGUGGUUCACAGAUCCGACGUAUGGCUUCGAGCAGGGGUAUCGGGGGCCGCCGAGAUUGCCGAGUCAGGUGUAUAGAUGGUGUCCUCCGUCUUCGUCUGGGUCUGAGUCGGGUGUGGAAGGAAAAGGUAGUAUUCGAGCGAUGGCGGAUGGAUUCGGCAAGCCGAAUGGGAUCUGUUUCUCGCCGGAUGAGAAGACGGUGUAUGUGACGGAUACGGAGUGGUUGGGGGGCGAUGGGUCGGUGGAUGAUGCGAGGGUUUCGUCGAUUUACGCAUUCGAUGUCUCGAUCUACCAUGGGGAACCGUUCCUCACGAACCGUCGACUCUUCGCGAUGGCGGACAAGGGCAUUCCCGAUGGCAUCAAAUGCGAUCAGGAUGGAAACGUGUAUAGUGGGUGCGGCGACGGGAUCAAUGUCUGGUCGCCGGGCGGAGUGUUGCUGGGACGGAUUCUGCUGGAAGGAGGAGUGGCGAACUUUUGCUUUGGGAGAAACGGCGAGAUAUUCGCGUUGAAUGAGCAUCGCUUGUGGAAGGUGCAAUUGGGAGGACAUGUUCGGGGUGCGUUGUUGGGGAUCUAAGAAUGCGUUCAUUUGAAAGGAUUAUCGAACUUCGCUGAGCUGGGGUAGGAUUGUUUCCCGAGGUCGUGGUUAUGUAUGUAAGAAAGUUGAACUGAUAUCCGAACUAUCCUCAUUCUCGU
This is a messenger RNA of Aspergillus steynii IBT 23096, 1261 nucleotides long. RefSeq names its product SMP-30/gluconolactonase/LRE family protein. The record is from RefSeq and is a predicted model, not a curated record. Bases 84 to 1142 code for a protein of 352 amino acids. NCBI's taxonomy places the organism in Eukaryota, Fungi, Ascomycota, Eurotiomycetes, Eurotiales, Aspergillaceae. The transcript has 2 exons.